Messenger RNA from Cucurbita pepo subsp. pepo (vegetable marrow), 4846 nucleotides. The record is from RefSeq and is a predicted model, not a curated record. Lineage: Eukaryota; Viridiplantae; Streptophyta; Magnoliopsida; Cucurbitales; Cucurbitaceae.
UUGGAGGCGGCUGUAUUCCUUCUGUUCUCAAAUUCAGAUUUCCGUACGGACCCGCCAUUGCCAUUCCGAAUGGACCUCACUCCUUCCUCCCGCUUCCGCCACCGGAAAUCCCCCUCCUCCGAGCGCUUCCUUCUCUCCUUCUCUUCUCCCUCCCCCCGCCCUUCUAACCCUACCUCCGCCAACGCCCUCGACGACGACAACAACAGCGAGCUCAACGAGGACGACGUCUUCUGGACUGGCGAUUUCGCCGCCGAUUCUACCCACCAUACCCACUCCACUCCCUCCUCCUCCUCCUCCUCCACUCCUCGCCACCAUAUUCAUCACCUCCAGCAUCACAAGGCCUUCCCCCAGUCUGAGACCUUCGGUAUUCUCGCUGCCCUCCCUGAGAACGAGGCCUCCUCCAGCCUUCGGAACUCCUCGUAUUUCUACCAUAAGGCCUCCGUGUCCUCCUCCUCUUCCUCUUCCCCUUCCUCUUCUCGGAUGAUUCCGACUAUCCCUAAACCUCCUCUUGAGCGGUUGCCCUUGCCGAUUUCUUCCUCGUUGAAGUACCAGUCCGCUCCGGUCAAUGUGCCAAUGAUGUCCAAGGCGGCGGUUCAGAGACACCAAGAGAUAGAUGUGGAUGAUGUUGAUGAAAGUGAUGGGGAGAUGUUGCCGCCUCAUGAAAUUGUCGCCAGAAGUUUGGCUCAAUCGCCAUUGUUGUCUUGCUCGGUACUCGAGGGUGCGGGAAGGACGUUAAAGGGCAGGGAUCUUCGCCAGGUUCGAAAUGCUGUUUGGAGACGAACAGGUUUUCUUGAUUAGGGAUUUGAACUGCUUUAAUUACUUUUGGAGAAUUGAUUUGCUUAGUUCUUCGUCGUUUGACAAUAUUCGCCAGUCUGCGAGUGUCUGGUUCACUUUGACGACUGUUUGUGUCGCUCUUUUUGGAGUAUUGAGGGUCCAGGAAUAUUUGAAUCUGCUCGACACUCAUCGUAAGAAGGAAUUGGAAUUGGAAUUGGAAUUGGAAUUGGAAUUGGAAUUGGAAUUGGAAUUGGAAUUGUAAUUAUCUGAAGGGUGUUUAAGAUUUUACUUUGAAGUUUAUUUGUAGGUUUGAUCAUUAUCUAAGAACAUUUUUCCAAUCUAUUCAUAUUAAAUUCCCGUAAUGUUGUUACAUUAGCACCUACUUUUUCAGUUUAAAGUGUUCAUAUUUGUUCUCUUCCCUUCCAUUACAAUAGUUCAUCCGGAGUUGGUUAUUCUACAUAGAACUAUUGGGUACAAGCCUUGCAAAGAAUAAUAAACUUCGGCAAAAGAAGUCCCAAAUGGAAUGUGUUUAAUUUGCUUCAUUGUUUCCUUUAUCCACUAAAAUAGAGGAUUUUACCAUCCUGGUUAUAAUUGGGAGCUCAAUUAUGCUUAACCAAGUUAUUAAUAUGAACACUAGUUGUAACUUUACCAAAUUCCUUGGACGAACGUUGAAAUGUGUUUCAUGUUUUAUACAUGGUGUUGAGAGGUGUUUGUUUCUGGUUAGUAUUGAGCUUUCUUAUUUUUUUUCGAUACCUCUGCAGGAGUGUGAUAGUCUUGUGUUUUCUUUAUCUGAAUGUGACUAGUUGUGAGUGAUUAGAUGUGUUAUUUAUGAAGGGUUCUUGCAGUGGUAACUAUAACCUUGAUAAAAUUUAGCACUACAUGUCUGUUCAUUGGGGUUGGUAGCAUAGGGACCAGAAUUAUUCGUUUAUGUUCAAUGCUAUUCAUCAGCUCCUGCAUUGGGAGACACAUCCUCUUGAGUUUAUUUCUAUUCUUCUUUUCUUUCCUUUUCUGUGAUCAGUGAUGCUUAAUGUCACAUAUGAAAGGCCUGUAUUGAAUGUAAGAUGGAGUACCUACCGAUGUAGGGAGAGGGAGUAAAGAGGGGAAUAAUUGGAGAGGAGAGUGAAGGAACAUGAGCGAAGCGGGUGAAGGACGUAUGAAUGCUGAGAAUAAAGAGAAAAAUGGUCGAAAGGGAAAAAUGGUGAGGAGAGUGAAGGAACAUAUAAUUGGAGAGGAGAGUGAAGGAACAUGAGCAAUCCAUAAAGAUCUAGUGAAAAUCAAAUAACAUAUAAGGGAAAAAUGGUCGAAACGAAUGCUGAGAAUCAUGGUAUAUGCUAUGAAACUAUUUUCAAGAGUUCAAAUUUUUUUAUUAUUUACUAGAAAGAAUACUAGAUCAAAUGGUGCUCCAAAAUAAGUUCCUGGGUAUUCAUCUCGACAAGCUGCUACAUUAGCGGUGCAUAAACCAUGUUCGUCAACCAAGUUUGUUUAGUGGUCAUAACGUAAUUUAUUGGUUAGGGGGGAUAAACUGGGCCGGGAUUUAAAAGAAUUGGGCAAAGUGUUUGUUCCCAAACGACAGAAGUGGAAAGACACUAAGGGAGAGGGAGAUACUCCUUGAUUUUUGUAAUCACGAAAUUGUACGAUGAACCUUUUUGUUCCAGGUGUACGACCCUGAUACCAUUCUUGGUUCUUUUCCUCAAAUGAACAUCAAGUUACUUUUUAUUAUGUUUCCAGUACGUUAUCCUGUUUUGGUAUGUAGGAAGUUGAGGGAACUAGAGUAGGCUAGGUAUGGCUGCCUGUUAGGGAACCUAUGAAACCUGAAUGCUUUUUAUUUGGUAGGUGCAUUGACUAAAGGAAACAAUCUGCAUGGAUAGAGUAGGAUUUGAUUGAUAUAUAUUCAGUUGUUCUAUUAGAAUUUUCCACUCUUUUCAGUUUAUAAAUUUCUUGAUAGAUCCUUUAUAGUGGUAAUGUUGCAUGACCUACAGAAGUAAUUUGUUUGCUUUCAGUGUCUUCAGUAAACACUUAGUUGAACCGUUUUUCAUGAGAUAGGAACUCGAUGCAGCGGAUUUAACUAGGAAAUUCAUCCCGAGAACGUCGAAGAAAUCCCUCAAAUUUGAGAGUAAACUCUUUAGAAACUCUAUUGAAUAAUAUGAUCAACAGCAAACUAUUACAAUUCCAAGAGGGGGAAUAAUCAAAUAUACUAUUAUCCCACAUCAUUUGCCCCAACUUUGAAAAAGAAUUCAAUGUUUUGCAUCAAAGGUGCUAUGAGUCUGUUCUAUCUCUACUGAGUCCAAUAUCAUUCUGGGGAUGGAUUUUCCACCUACUAUUGCCCUUGAUGUCACCUGCUGCACCUAACAUGUGAAUGGAGUACACCUCAUUUCAGAUUAUUUGUUUGUAUCUUAAUUAUAUUCUUAUAGAUUUGUUAUAGGCCGUGUGAUAGCUUGACUUUCUUCAAAAAGGAGGCCACUCAUCUCUAUGAUUUCUGGACAAUUUUGUUCUUCUAUGUCUCCAUCGUCUUGUCCUGUUCUUAAUUUCCUUCUUUUUUUCACCUGUCGUGUAUUAUUGCUUUUGUCAUAUUUUGGUUGCUGGAAAUUGUGAUGAAAGAGAAGUUAAUAUGCUUGUUUCUUCAACCCUGGCUCCACCAUCGUGUUCAUGGAAGAUUGAAAUAUCAAUCAAAUACUGUGUAGACAGACAACUUUCCUUCUCUAUGAAGCAGCAGUUACUUCAGAAUGACAGCUACAGAUAUUUCUUAACAGAUUUACAAUCUUCAGCACAGGAAUCCAAAGGAGGAGAAUCAUUUUGUUUGUUAAUAUUCUUAAUAGAUUCCACUUGAAGCACGGGAAGAAAGAGGAUCGUUAUUGUUUGUCGAUGUUUUUUGCAUCUGAGAAGCGACACUAUCAAAUUCAGGUUCUUUCUGAAUUAUGGCUAUAUGAAUCUUGACGUGUUUGUUUCUGGACCUCUAAUAUAAUCAAAUAUUUUGAUUGUCCCUCUAAAGGACAUGAAGUUUGGCUGAAAAUUUAGGAGGGGUAAUGGCUGUCAUGUCCUGUCUCAGCUCCCUCAUUUUCAUCAUUAAUACCCUUUGCUUGCCAAGUCUUAAAGAGAAACAAGUUCAGUUGUUUUGAUGAGGCAGGAUGUGUACUAUUUUAUAUUGCAAUUCACAUAUCUUCCUCUUUAGGAAUAAGGUAAUAAAUUGUCUUUUACACUAUAGAUACGUUGGGCUGCUAACGGUAUUGUCAAAUGUAGUGUUAAUAGGAUCGGUUUUGAUGAGGCAGGAUGUGUACUAUUUUAUUUUGCAUUUCACGUAUCUCCCUCUUCAGGAAUAAGGUAGUAAAUCAUCUUUUAUUAUUGUCAAUUGUAGUGUUAAUAGGAUCUGUUUUGUUUUGAUGAGGUAGAUGCGUACUUUUUUGUUUUGCAUUUCAUGCGUCUCCCUCUUUAGGAAUAAGGUAAUAAAUCGCCUUUUGGCAGUAUGGGAGAUACACGCCUUGAAGAGUGAGUUUGAGGCUCUCCAUAUGAAGAAUGGUGAGUCAAUAGACAAAUUUGUCAUGAAGUUGACGACAAUCGUCACUGACAUCCGUUCGUUAGGCACAAGGUGGAGGAGAUAUUCAUCAUCAAGAAGUUUCUUCGAAUUGUUCCCCCAAGAUUCAUGCAGAUUAUUACCUCCGUUGCGCAGUACAGUGACCUUAAGAACAUGUCAGUUGAGGUCAUUGGUCGUUUAAAGUCCCAUAAAAAGAGACUUUGUGGCUAUGACGAUAGAGAGGAGGAGAAGCAUCUUUUGCUCAAAUAUGUGGCUCGCAUGGCUGAAAAGAAAAGAUGUAGUUGAUUCUUUCUUUGUAGGUAAGAAGGAACAUGGUAGUCACAACAAGGAAAGUAAAGGUCGUGGGCAUGGUUGCGGUCAUGAUUGUGAAUGUGGUGGCAGAGGAGGUCGUGACAAUUACCUCGUAAAUCCAUGGCAAUGUAUCAAUAGAAUUCUUGAAUGUUAGAACAGAAAAGUAGUUAGCCGUGAAGAGGUACAACAUUUUCACGAGUAUGGAAGCCUUUUGGAUAAAAUUGAAAGUAGAAUUAUAUUUAAAACAGACAA